AUGAUAAACCUCCCGGCGGUGGUCAAGGUCAUACUGGCCGCCAUCAACAAGGAACGUCUGUGGACAAACUUUGUCCCCUCCAAGAGCGGUCAGGACCAGGCAUAUCUUGACGAGAUCGAGUCCCUCCUCAGGAAGCACCUGGAUCCUUCCAAUAAGGAUUGGGUCAUUGAGGUGAUUGAUCUGGGAGGUGAUGGUAGCAAGCGCCCAUCCAAGAUUGUCUCUGUCGCCAUCUGGGAUAUGUCUGCAUCUAAAGAGGGAGAUAAGAAGGAAGAUCAAGUCAAGACCGCGGUCAGCGACUCCCGUCUCAACGCCUACGCAGAGGUGGUGGACAAGGCUCGUCGCGAAUUCUUCAACCGCUACCAGACCUACACGUACCUCCAGCUCCUCGCCACCCACCCAGAUUAUCAGAACAAGGGUUACGCAAAGGACCUGGUUCACUCGUACAUCACCCGCGCCAGGCAGCAGGUGGGCGGGGAUGUCCUCACUGCCCUCGGCGGCCCGUUCGGCUACAUCUUCUUCAGCGGCAUCAACUUUAACGAUCUGGGCCCCGUCAGCUUACCCCCCAGCAGCGCCAGCGACGCUCAGAUCAUAAAGGCCAUGUCUCUCGUCGUCCCGAAGGAGGAGAGGAAGAGAUCUAUUGUCGACUCGGUCAUAAACUAUAUUUCGAGCUGA
Geosmithia morbida is the source of this 672-nucleotide messenger RNA. RefSeq lists its product as uncharacterized. The coding region runs from base 1 to 672 and encodes 223 amino acids. The transcript has 3 exons. NCBI's taxonomy places the organism in Eukaryota, Fungi, Ascomycota, Sordariomycetes, Hypocreales, Bionectriaceae. The record is from RefSeq and is a predicted model, not a curated record. Gene Ontology annotation, molecular function: acyltransferase activity, transferring groups other than amino-acyl groups.